UUAAAAUUAAGGUACUUUCCCAAUUCCAUCUCCCUCCAUAGCCCCAUGCCCUAGAUUAGAACAAAAUUCUUGAUGUUUACAAAUAGAAAAAGGGUUGAUUCCAUUAUCAGCAAUCUUCUUCAUUGCUUCUUGGUGAUCAUUGUUAUAUGAUGCCUCCUAAGGCAAUAAAGCAUCGUCGAAGUCUACUACCCGAUGCCCUUAGCUACCUUCCUGAUAACGUAAUCGAUGUCAUUCUGUUGCGUUUACCUUGUGAAGAUGCUUUGAGGACAAGCAUCUUAUCAAAGAAAUGGAGGUAUCACUGGUGUAGACUUAUAGAGUUGAAGAUUGAUGAAACUCUUUGAAAAACAGAAAAGGAUUUACUGAACCCUACUGCUAAAUUACAAAGAUUAAGCACCAGCUUUUGAGCCUUCAUGAAGGACCCAUUACUAAGUUUACCCUAUAUGUUGUUCAUCUAGCAAAUUGUCCGGACAUCGACACCUUCAUAUAUUUCCUCUCGAGGAAUGACAUUCAACAUCUUGUACUUGACCUUUCACUUAGAAAGGAAUACAAAUUGCCUUCUUCACUUUUCACAUGUUCACAGCUGAAGCAUUUAAGUCUUGCUUAUUGCUCAAUACAACAUCCAUCAGCCUUUCAAGGAUUUGAUAAUUUAAUUAGACUGAAUUUAUUUCUUCUGACUUGCUGGAAAGUUUAAUAUCUCAUUGCCCGUUGCUUGAGGAGUUGGAGCUGGAUAUCGCAGACAAGUCAGACACAAUUGAAAUUAAUGCCCCCAUGUUGAGAUUGUUCAAUCUCUCAGGCAAUAUAAGUUCUGUCUGCCUAAAGAAUGUCCCUCGUCUGGUAAAAGUAUUGUUGUAUGGUGACUAUAUUAAAGAAGAGGAUCUUGAUUUUGCAAAGCUUUCCGAGUGUUGUCCUGCUCUCGAGCACCUUCUCUUUUCCUCCUUUGCUUCCGAGUUCUCUGCUGGAGCAGGAUAUGAAGCACCAACAAGACUUCAGUUUAAUCUUAACAGCGUCAAACGCUUUUACCUGCCUGGCAUUAAGCUGGUGGAAUUAUAUAACCUCUCAUAUGCUCUUUGCUUGAUUAGAAGUUUCCCGUAUUUAGAAUAUCUCGAAAUACAGAUUCAUGAAUAUGGAUUUGACUAUGAAGAUGAAGAUAUGAACCUAUUCCGGAACGCCUUGAGCUACCCCUUGAGCUCAAACAUUUAUGGGACGUGACAUUUAAUCACCUCAAGGAAGUUAAGCUAGGCUGCUUAACAGGAACAACAUCUGAGUUGCUGCUUAUCAAAUUUUUGUUAGCCGAGUCCCCCCAGUGUUGGAGAGAAUGCUAAUUGAUCGACAGUAUCUUGAUCAUGAACUUCUCGACACAAGAUUACAAAUAUUCUCGGAGAUAUCAAGUUUUUCGCGUGCAUCACCUAAAGCAGAAGUUGUCUACAUAGAGAGCGUAAUUGGGAAGACAUUUUCGGGAAUACUUGAUAUAAAUUUUGGCCGAAGAGGUGUUUGACAAAAGGCCAAAGAGAAGAAAAAAAAGGCGGAUUCCAUCAUCAACUAAAUUCUAUGUUCUUGGUGAUUUUUGAUAUAUGAUGCCUCCUAAAGGCAGAAAGCAUUAUCUAAGUUUACUUCCUGACGUUCUUAGCUACCUUCCUGAUAAUAUAACCGAUGUCAUUCGAUGCAUUUGCCGUGUGAAGAUGCUGUGAAAACAAGUAUCCUAUCAAAAAAAAUGGAGGUAUCACUGGUGUAGACUUACAGAGUUGAAGCUUGAUGAAUCUCUUUGAAAAAAAAAAAGGAUUUACUGAACCCUACAGUUAAAUUUACAAAGAUUAUCUACCAGCUUUUGACAGUUCAUGAAGGACCCAUUACUAAGUUUACCCUCAAUGUUGCUCAUCUAGAAAGUUGUCCUGAGAUCGAUAACUUCAUAUGUUUCCUCUCGAGAAAUGACAUCCAACAUCUUGUACUUCACCUCCCGCUUGGGAAGAUGUACAAAUUGCCUUCUGCACUUUUCACAUGUUCGCAGUUGAGGCAUCUCAAUCUUCAUAAUUGCUCUAUACAUCAUCCAUCAGCCUUUCAAAGGAUUCAAUAAGUUAAUUAGCCUGGAACUAUGUGGAGUCACAAUUUCUUCUGAAGUGCUGGAAAGUUUAAUAUCUCAUUGCCCAUUGCUUGAGCAGUUGGUACUGAUAUUUAAUAUCUCAUUGCCCAUUGCUUGAGCAGUUGGUACUGAUAUCCCAGAAAAUUCGAAGACAGUUGAAAUUAAUGCCCCCAUGUUGAGUUCGUUCAAUUUCUCAGGCAAUAUAAGUUUUAUAUGCCUAAAGAAUGUCCCUUCUGGUAAAAGCAUCUUUGGAGUGUGACUAUAUUAAGGCAGAGGAACUUGAUUUUGGAAAGGUUUUCGAGUCUUGUUCUGCUCUCGAGUACCUCCUCUUUAACCUCUUCAAUUCUGGGUUCUUUGCUGAAGAAGGUUUUGAAGUACCAACAAGGCUUCCCUUUGAUCUUAACAGUGUCAAGCGACUUUACUUGCCUAAUAUUAUGCUGAUUGAACCAUCAUAUGAGCUCUCAUAUGCUCUUUGCUUGAUAAGAAGCUUCCCAUAUUUAGAGUAUCUCGAAAUUGAGGUUCUUCUUAGUGCUUUGAUUCUUUGCAUAAUUCUUAAUCCUCAAUAAUAUGACAGUUGACUUCUUCUUGUCUUUCUUAGGUUGACUGUGAGGAUGACGAGGAUGAGAGUAUUCUAGAAUGCUUAAAACUCGAACAUUUCUCAAACAUGACAUUUAAUCACCUCAGGGAAGUUAAGUUGGGAUGAUUUGUAGGAACCACACCUGAGAUGCAACUCAUCAAGCUUUUGUUAGCCAAGUUCCCUGUGUUGCUGGAAAUACUAAUUGAUACACGUUAUCUAUAUGAUAAACCUCUUGACACAAGAUCAAAAAUAUUUGCCAAGGUCUCAAAUUAUUUGCGGGCAUCACCUAAAGCAGAAGUAGUCUACAUAGAUUUUUAAGCAGAUCGAUUUUUGGCUUAGAAGUUGAAAUUGAAAUGAGAGAAACAAGGCUGAUGUAUAACUGUAUGUUUUGCUUGGGAACAUGAGCAUUGUUAGAUGGAUGUUUUGAUUAGUUUGUUCUGUAAUAACACUGUCACUACUUGUUUUAAGUAUUUUUACAUGUACUGCUUGCGCAUGAAUGCAUUAUUGAAUAUGUAUUACACAUGAAUUGACACUGUGAUGGCUUAUUGAGGCUGGUGCGUAUAAUUAGCUUUGUGUUUGUAAGCUCUUGCCUGCUUGCACUAUUGUUUCAACCAUUUAUUGUUUAACUAACCCUUGAUUAGCAAAGAGCUGCAGAAACUAAAAUUAUGAGUUUGUUAUAGAACCUAUGAGAUUGAUAACUUCAUAUGUGGCAUACAGGAUCUUGUUCUUCACCUUUCAUUUAGAAAGUUAUACAAAAUUGCCUUCUUCACUUUUCACGUGUUUGCAGCUGAGAUGUCUAAACCUUCAUAAUUGCUCAAUACAUCAUCCAUGGGCUUUUCAAGGUUUUGAUAAGUUAAUUAGCCUUGAACUAUGCAGAGUAACAAUUUCUUCUGAAUUGCUGGAAAUUUUAUUAUCUCAUUUCCCGUUGCAUGAGCAGUUGAUGCUGGAUAUCCCAAAAUUCUAAACAUUAUUGAAGUUGAUCCCCCAUGCUGUGAUUGUUUGAUUUCACUGGCAAUAUAAGUUCUCUGCCUAAAGAAUGUCCCUCUUCUGGUAAAAGUUCUCUGUCAGGUUACGAUAUGAAGGCAGAGGUAUUGAUUUUGAAAAGGUUUUCGAGUCUUGUUCUUCUCUCGACCACCUCCUCGUCAAAUUCCUUAAUAUCUGGUUAGUUGCUGAAGAAGGAUAUGAAGCUCCAACUAGGCUUCCGUUUGAUCCUAACAGUGCCAAACGAUGUUACCUGCCUGAAACUAUCGUGUUGGAAUCAUAUGAGCUCUCUUUUUCUCUUUGCUUGAUAAGAAGUUUCCUAUUCUUAGAAUAUCUCGAAAUUAAGGUUCACUGUGGAGAUGAAGAGGAUGAUUGUAUUCUAGAAUGCCUUGAACUCGGACGUUUCUCAGAUGUGACAUUAAAUCACCUCAGGGAAGUUAAGCUGGAAUGCUUUGGAGGAACCACGAUGCAACUUGUCAAGCUUUUUUUAGCCAUGUCCCUGGUGUUGGUGGGAAUGCUAAUUGAUACAUGUGUUCUACCCCUUGACACGAGGUCAAUAUAUUUGCUGAGGUUCUUGAUGAUUAUUGGUAAAUGAUGCCUCCUAAUGAAAGAAACCCUUGUCAAAGUUUAACUCCUGACAUCCUCACUGACCUUCCUAAUGAUGUAAUCGAUAUCAUUCUGAUGGGGUUGCCUUCUAAAGAAGCUGUGAGGACAAGCAUCUUAUCUAAAAGGUGGAGGUAUCACUGGUGUCGACUUACAAAGUUGACACUAGAUAGGUCUCUUUGGAGAACGGAAAACGAUUUACUGAACCCUACAGAUAAGUUUACAGAGAUUACCUCCCAGAUUUCAACCCUUCUUGAAGGACCCCUGAUUGACUUUACCCUCGAUGUUGCUGAUCUAGAAAGCUGCCCUGACAUUGGCAGCUUCAUAUAUUUCGUCUUGAGGAAUAAUAUUGAACGUCUUGUUCUUUACCUUCCCGAGGAUAGCAAAUUGCCUAUGUCAGUUUUCACAUGUUCACAACUGAGGCAUCUAAGUCUUGAUAAUUGCUCAAUACAUCAUCCAGGGGCCUUUGAAGGAUUUGAUAAGUUAAUUAGCCUCCAACUGUGUGAAGUAACAAUUUCUUCUGAAUUGCUGGAGAGUAUUAUAUCUCAUUGCCCGUUGCUUGAGCUGUUGGUGCUGCAUAUCCCAAAACUUUUAGACACAAUUGAAAUUGAUGCCCCCAUGCUGAGUUGGUUUUAUUUCACAGGCAAUAUUAGUUCUGUCUGCCUAAAGAAUGUCCCUCUCCUGGUAGAAGUAUCUCUGACUGGUGAGCAGAUAAUGAAAAAGGAUCUUGAUUUUGCAAAGGUUUUCAAUUCUUGUUCUGCUAUCAAGUACCUCAGCUUGAAUAUCUCUUGUUACUGGGGAUCUGCUCAAAAGGGAUAUGAAGCACCAAGGCUUCCCUUUGAUCUGAACAGUGUCAAACGGUUUGACCUGCUUGAACUUGAGCUGGUGGAUGCAUAUGAGCUCUCAUUGUCUAUUAACUUGCUUAGAAGUUUCCCGUACUUGGAACAUCUUGAAAUUGAUGUUUUCCAUGAAGAUGAAGAUAGUGGUACUGAAGAAUCCGAUGAACUUAAAGGUCUGUCAGACGUGACAUUUAGUCACCUCAGGGAAAUUAGGGUAUACGCCAUUGAUGGAAGAACAUCUGAGAUGCAGCUUAUCAAGCUUUUGUUAGCCAAUUCCCCGGUGUUGGAGAAAAUGCUAAUUGAUCAACGUCUUCUAGAUCUUGACACAAGACUAAAAGUAUUCGCUGAGGUAUCAAAUUAUUCGCGUGCAUCACCUGAAGCAGAAGUUCUCUACGUGGAUUGGAUGAGAUAUCGAUUUUUUUAAACCCGUCCCCAGAAGCUCCCACCUUUUUGCUCUCUUUGAUGACUCCAAUCCACAACCGUAGGAUUGGAGAUGGAGGAUGCUUGAAUUCCUUAGAGUUUUAAGGUGGAGGAUGCUUAUCAUCCGAGGAACCCUUCUUGUCAACGUGACUUGCACAAUAAUAGACAUUGGUGGUAUAUUUAGCCCAAUGUGUGAUUUACAUAAAUCCCUUAAGUUUCAUCUAUAGCCAAUCUCCUAUAUCUACCAAAUCCGUAAUGUCAUUGUCGGUUAAUUCUUUAAUGUAAUUCAAAUUGCCUAUGUCCUAGUUGUUAAUAAAGUUGUUGAGAACUCCGAGUUCUCAGGUUUGAAACUCAGGUAGAGACAAAAAAUACUGCGUGAUUCUUUUCAUUUAUCCUAAUUUUGGUGUGAUAA
Messenger RNA from Solanum pennellii, 5909 nucleotides. RefSeq names its product F-box/FBD/LRR-repeat protein At1g13570-like. The coding region runs from base 4227 to 5501 and encodes 424 amino acids. Gene Ontology annotation, molecular function: protein binding. The transcript has 12 exons. The record is from RefSeq and is a predicted model, not a curated record. Lineage: Eukaryota; Viridiplantae; Streptophyta; Magnoliopsida; Solanales; Solanaceae.